Molecule: messenger RNA, 318 nt
Organism: Paramuricea clavata
Lineage: Eukaryota; Metazoa; Cnidaria; Anthozoa; Malacalcyonacea; Plexauridae
Source: the annotation of a GenBank genome assembly
AUGGGCAGAACCGUUAGCGGUAUAGGGGAAAGUUCGUACGGGAUUCUUAUGGGGCAAGUUGCCCUUCAUACGAGCGAAGAAAAUCGUGCGGGAAUGUUUGUGUUUUUGGAAGCUACGUAUUGCCUGGGCACUGCAUUUGGCCCGGCGCUCGGCAGUUUCAUCACAUUUAAUGCUAAUAUCUUGGGUUGGGAAAUUGAUGCAGGGAAUUCACCUGGGAUCGUCUUGAUGUGCGUAUGGCUCGUAUCCUUAGUAGGAGCGCUUUUCUUACCCGGCGAUUUUGGAGAGAAAAGUGCCAUCGAAAAAGUGGAAGUCGAAAUG